Molecule: messenger RNA, 1345 nt
Organism: Protopterus annectens (West African lungfish)
Lineage: Eukaryota; Metazoa; Chordata; Ceratodontiformes; Protopteridae
Exons: 4
Coding region: 497-1345 (282 amino acids)
Biological process (GO): intracellular transport
Cellular component (GO): trans-Golgi network membrane; AP-1 adaptor complex
Molecular function (GO): clathrin binding
Source: RefSeq, a predicted model, not a curated record
GGUAUUCAUCAACGAACUGACGUGUGGCCAUCACUGCCGGAAAUAUACAAGUACGUUUAACUCCAUAGUGCCUCAUAGGUGUCAAAACGUGAAUUGAGGUCAUGGUAACACGUCGGGAUUUUGAUCCCUGAAGAUUGCGUACGCCUGAGCGGAAAUACCAGAGCCAAACAAAAGUGUUACCGUUGCUACAUUGGUUUGUCAAGGUAUCAGCGUGUCACAUGACCAACUCGCUCGGGUAGUCCACCUUCUGCGGCAAAUGCAGUAGCUAUUUCAUGCAGUGCUGGGAAUACAGCAUCAGGAAGGCUGGAAUACAUUCCUCGAUCUUAAAAGCUGUACUACUUUUAAAUCAUUAUAUAGAUUCUGGAGCUUUCUGGGCUGCUUAGGACUGCUAGAUAAAAUACCGAAACUCCACCUUUCCAGUCUGCCCAUCACGAUUAUCUCAAAGCAGGAAGUUGUUUCAUAAGAAUCGCUUUAUUUAGCUCAUUGUUUGUCAGGAAUGGUUUACGCAUUGGAUGGAACAGUCAUUCAAACCGAAAGACUGACAGGAGAUAUGGGCAGUGAAUCCAUUAGUGAUCGUAGUUGUAUCGGCAAUCCUCAUAUCGGCUGUAUAAAUAGUAGUACCGAAUUUGUAAGACCAUGUAAGUCACCAACUUCUGCUACGGAGACAGACCUGAAGAAAACGGACAAUAAAAAGUACAUUGGAAUUGCUGAAUCCUGUGUUCCUGAUGUAAAUGGAACAAGCAACUUGUUCAGUAACUUUGAGUGUUUCUCUGACUCAACCAUAGAAGGACAAUUUACAGAUCCAGACUGUUCAUUCAGUUCCGAAGAUUUUUCCCACUUCAUUGAAUUUACAGACAGUGACAGGAGCUGUCCUGUGGAAUGGAAAACAUUUGAAGGUAACAUGUGGUCAAACGAACAGAACAAUAGUACUAUCAGUCACGAGGAGCAUGUUCCUGACCAGUCUGCUGAUAAUAAUUUGUGGCCAUCCCAUUCCUCAGCGAAGGACAAUGAGAAGACUAAAGAAACCAUUAAGAGUUGUUUUCCUGCCAUACCAGUCCAAUGUUCAACAGAAAGUGUAAAACGACUUGACCAGCUUUUUGACUUAAAUUCAGAUGAAAGCAAUGAAGAUGGAGAGAAACAGAAAAAAUCAUGUCCAAUACACUGGAAAUAUUUUCAAAGUGAUGAUUGUACACUGAGUUCCAGAUAUCCAUGGGAAGAAUCACAUUGCUAUGAAAGACUUUUAUCUUCUCUUAGAAUUGACCCUAGCAGAAAAGUGAGUAUGUUGCAGUAUUGCAAAGCUGAUUUUUCCUUAAUAAAUGACCAAAGUGUACUGCACAUGGUAUAA